This is a messenger RNA of Gavia stellata (red-throated loon), 1278 nucleotides long. It is a transcript of the gene KCNJ13, whose product is annotated as potassium inwardly rectifying channel subfamily J member 13. Lineage: Eukaryota; Metazoa; Chordata; Aves; Gaviiformes; Gaviidae. Gene Ontology annotation, cellular component: plasma membrane. Gene Ontology annotation, biological process: regulation of monoatomic ion transmembrane transport; potassium ion import across plasma membrane. Gene Ontology annotation, molecular function: inward rectifier potassium channel activity. The record is from RefSeq and is a predicted model, not a curated record.
AUGAGACAUACAAACCCAUUUUUUAAAAUUUUUUUUUUCAAAAAAAACCAAUCUCCACCAACCACUUGUGGGAAGUUUCUUGCCAGCGCUGGGACCAACACACAAGACCAGCCCAGUCCCUCUCCUGGAGCCCAGGUAUUUCUCUUCUCCGGCACACAAACCCUUCGAAGACCGAAGAUGACAACAGAUAUGAUUGAGAGCAAUAACACCAAAUCCAGUGCUCCCCUCCUGACCCAAAGAUACCUGAGGAUGGUGACCAAGGAUGGACACAGCACAUUCCAGAUGGAUGGUGCCCAAGGAAAGGGUCUGGCAUACCUCCGAGAUGCAUGGGGAAUAUUAAUGGACAUGCGCUGGAGAUGGAUGAUGCUUGUCUUUUCUGCUUCUUUUGUGAUUCACUGGCUAGUCUUUGCAGUGCUUUGGUAUUUGCUGGCUGAGAUGAAUGGGGACCUGGAGCUGGACCACGAUGCUCCACCUGACAACCACACUAUAUGUGUCAAGUACAUCACCAGUUUUACAGCUGCUUUCUCCUUCUCACUGGAGACGCAACUCACAAUUGGUUACGGCACUAUGUUCCCAAGUGGGGACUGUCCCAGUGCUAUUGCACUGCUUGCAAUACAGAUGGUCCUGGGGCUCAUGCUGGAAGCCUUCAUCACAGGUGCUUUCGUGGCAAAGAUCGCCCGACCAAAGAAUCGGGCAUUCUCCAUCCGCUUCACCCGCUCUGCCGUAGUGACACACACCGAGGGGAAGCCAUACCUUAUGUUCCAGGUAGCCAACACACGCUCCAGCCCACUGACUAGCGUCCAGAUUUCUGCUAUACUUUACCAAGAACAAGAAAAUGGGCAGCUGCACCAAACUAGUGUUGACUUCCACUUAGACAGCGUUACUUCGGAAGAGUGUCCUUUUUUCAUCUUUCCACUGACCUACUACCAUUUAAUCACCCCAUCCAGCCCCCUGGCUGCUCUCCUCCAAAGAGAAGCUGCUCACCAUUUUGAGCUGGUUGUCUUUCUGUCAGCUGUGCAGGAGGGCACAGGAGAAACGUGUCAAAGGAGAACAUCCUACCUCCCCUCAGAGAUCAUGCUGUGCCAUCGCUUCGCCUCCGUGCUAGCCCGCAAUGCCAAAGGUGAAUAUCAGAUCAAGAUGGAGAAUUUUGACAAGACUAUUCCUGAGCUCCCAGCUGCGGCCGACUCAAAGAGUCCAAAAAGGACUGACAAAGAGAUCCGCAUCAAUGGACAGCACGCCGACAGCUUCCAGCUCUCCGAGACUGGCCUCACGGAAUAG